AUGGGCCCUGCUCAAUCGCCCCCUCUCCAUCACCCUGUGCCCCAGCACGUUUCGACCGUCCCGCAGUUGCGCUCCCCUCCUCCGCCCAUGACACAACAACAGCAACAGCAGCACGCCCAGCAGCAGCAGCAGCAAUAUGGCUAUGCCCCAUCCAACUACGGCCAGCCUCCUUUUGGCGGAUUCAUCAAUGAUCCCACUGCUCAGAUGGGCUUCCAGAUGGGCAAGACGGCCGUCGCUGCUGGUCAGGAGUACAUGGAGCAAAACUUCAACCGCUAUGUCAAUGUCUCGGCCAUGAAGCACUACUUCAACGUCUCGAACAAAUAUGUCGUCAACAAGCUCUUUAUAGUUCUCUUCCCCUGGCGCCAUCGUCCCUGGUCGCGCCAACAGCAGCCCAUGGCCAACAGCGCCCAGUCUGGUCCCAUGUUCCUGCCUCCUCGCGAGGACAUCAACAGCCCCGACAUGUACAUUCCAGUCAUGGCCUUUGUCACCUAUAUCCUGUUGUCCACCCUGCUUGCUGGUCUGCAAGGCGCCUUCCGUCCAGAGUUGCUCGGCAUGACUGCUACCAAUGCCUUCGCCGUCGUCAUCAUUGAACUCCUGCUUCUCAAGCUCGGUACCUACCUAUUGAACAUCUCGAACGAGUCCCAAUGGCUAGAUCUGGUUGCUUAUUCUGGCUACAAAUUUGUCGGAAUCAUCUUUACCAUUGCCCUGGCUACCAUCAUGACAGGCGGUAAGGGUACUGGUGGUUAUGUUGGCUGGUCUGUCUUUGCCUACACUUACCUGGCCAAUGCCUUCUUCCUUCUCCGCUCGCUCAAAUAUGUCAUCCUCCCAGAUACUGCCUCAGGCGCACAUAAUCCUAUUGCUCGCUCGCAGAGGACCAAGAGGACCUACUUCCUCUUCGUGUACUCGUACAUCAUCCAGCUGGCUUUUAUGUGGUGGCUGAGCAGUUUGUAG
Messenger RNA from Aureobasidium namibiae CBS 147.97, 951 nucleotides. RefSeq lists its product as uncharacterized. The record is from RefSeq and is a predicted model, not a curated record. NCBI's taxonomy places the organism in Eukaryota, Fungi, Ascomycota, Dothideomycetes, Dothideales, Saccotheciaceae. Gene Ontology annotation, biological process: endoplasmic reticulum to Golgi vesicle-mediated transport. The coding region runs from base 1 to 951 and encodes 316 amino acids. Gene Ontology annotation, cellular component: endoplasmic reticulum-Golgi intermediate compartment; COPII-coated ER to Golgi transport vesicle; Golgi membrane. The transcript has 3 exons.